Ogataea polymorpha is the source of this 1742-nucleotide messenger RNA. RefSeq lists its product as uncharacterized. NCBI's taxonomy places the organism in Eukaryota, Fungi, Ascomycota, Pichiomycetes, Pichiales, Pichiaceae. The record is from RefSeq and is a predicted model, not a curated record. Gene Ontology annotation, cellular component: cytoplasm; elongator holoenzyme complex; transcription elongation factor complex. Gene Ontology annotation, biological process: tRNA wobble uridine modification. The transcript has a single exon. The coding region runs from base 152 to 1363 and encodes 403 amino acids.
AAACUUGUCUCCUGACAUUCUUUACGUGUUGUGAUAAAGUGAGACAGCUAAGGAUGUCUACCUUGUUCCAGUAGUCACGGCAAAACGGUCUUAAACACAAAAUUGUUAUUUCCCCGUAUUACGUCAGUAAAAGUUUUUUCAUAAAUAUUGUAUGUCUUUCAGAAGAAGGGGAGAGAUCGUUAGCGGCCCAACUUCUCAACUAGUCGGAGCCCGAGCCCCUAGCUCUUUAAUCUCUAGGGCUACUCCUAAUAGAGGGGCUGGCGAGUACGUUUCUCGAGCAGCCUCAGCAGGGGGCACACCCAAGAGAAAUUCUGAAAAUGCAUUGGCUAAUCAUGUCGGUGUGAAACCUUCGAUCCUUACGUCGCAGCCAUGCAUAUCUACCGGUUCCAGUGACAUAGACAGUGUAUUGGGUCAUCAGGGACUGCCUUUGGGGUCCUCACUACUGAUAGAAGAAACGGGAACCACAGAUUUUGCAUCUACUUUGACAAAAUUGUUUCUAGCUCAAGGCAUUGCACACAACCGAAUCAACCCGUCCCAGCCCAAUACCCACGAUGUUUUGGUGGGUUUGGACCAGAACUGGGCCAAAGGUUUUCCUGGAAUAUACAAGGGGAGUAAAGAAAGAAAGAAGGAAAAAGUCCAGCAAAACGAGUCCAAGGUUAGUGUCUCGAACAUAGUGAAUCAAAAUAAUGAUCUGAAGAUAGCCUGGCGUUAUGGGCUGAAUCAAAGAAAAAAUGAGAGCCACGAUGAUACAAUAGACCAAUAUCCGCACUAUAAUAACCAAUUCGACAUCACCUCCGUGCUAACAGUCGCGCCUGGACCUCACGAACUAACAUGUAUUCCCAAUGAUAAUUUUUCAAGAAUAUUGAAGCGGAUCGAAGAUACUGUCAUCAAACAACCCAGCAAAAUAGUUAGAAUUGCAGUGCCUUUGUUUCUAAACCCGUUGGUUUACCAGAAGGAGACUAGCGCACCAGAAAUUCUGAGGUUUGUUCACGGUCUGAAACAGAUUCUCAAAAAAUAUCCAAAUCAGGUCGCCCUAUUCAUGACUAUCAACCUUGAUCUGUACCCUCGAAAUAAUCCCCUUAUUGGCUACAUUGAGCUGCUGUUUGAUUCUGUCAUUGAACUGCGUCCGUUUGACCCUCAGCUGCACGAUUUAAUGGAACGAGUCUACAAAAACCAACCUGCAAAAUUGAAGCAUGGACACUUGAACGUUUACAAACUACCUAUUUUGAGCGAGUCUGGCCUUAUGUGUGUCCAGGAGAUGGAAUACAGUUUCAAGAAUGGGCGAAGACGCUUUGAGAUUGAAAAGUGGAGUAUUCCGGUCGAGGACGAAGAAACUACUGAUGACAAGAAAUUGGAGUUUUAAUAUGUGAACCAAUUGUAAUACCAAUUCAUUACUUAUAUAUCCGUUAAAUCAAUGCGUCAUGAAAUCAAUGCGUCGUAAAUGAGACACGAUCUACAUCGAUGCCUCCACCAUGGUAACUGCUAGCAGUCACUCAUCUAAAGUCUGCAUCUGGACUUUGUGAAACCUUUCUUCAUUUUGUGAGUGAUUGGAGCCACGUCUUUCUUUCUUGAAAACAGGCGGAAUCUCUCCCGCAUUGAUCAAGUCCUCUAAUUCGUCACCGUCUUUGCCCCAAUUGCCCUUACCAAAACCGUCUUUCUUCACAUGGUUAGGGUCCUGAUCAAAGUGUCCACUGUGGGUAAAGUAUUUUGGCUCUGCGUGAGAGCCCUUGUCGUUCCAUUUU